Molecule: messenger RNA, 867 nt
Organism: Lactuca virosa
Lineage: Eukaryota; Viridiplantae; Streptophyta; Magnoliopsida; Asterales; Asteraceae
Source: the annotation of a GenBank genome assembly
AUGAACAGGUCAGAGUCAGAGGCAAAAGAUCAAUUUAGCAAGCUCCCUGAUGAUCUGUUCGUCUUAAUCCUAACAAAAAUCCGUCAACAAGACUUCAAAUUCCUGUCUCGGUGCUCUCUGAUCUCCAAACUUUUUGCUUCAUCAAUCCCUCUUAUGCCUUCUGUUUCUAUCUCAAUAUCCCCGCCAAAUACUCCAAAACCCACUUCAGAUUUCUCCAAAUCAUCCUUACAAGACGUCGCCGAUCGGUUUAUCGACCGGAAAAUGGACUACUUGACUUCCCUUCGGCCUCAGAUCCAAAAAGCCCUAAUUUUCCUCAAAAAGUUCACAAUGAUUCGAGCUCUUGAUGUUGUUUUCAUCACCGACGACGAUGAUGAAGAUGACCCGAAAGAAGGGGGGUUUCGAUACGGAGCAAACGGAGGAAGCCAUGGCUGUAAUCAACCAGGUUCCAGAAAAGGGGGUAAAAUCUGCUUGACAGCACAAGAGAUUCUCGAUUUAAGAAAUUCUUUGUCGCCUGAAGAUGUUUCCAGGAUCUCCGGAAAUGGAAAUGGGAUUGGAGUGACGAUCAAUGUGAAAUCUGCAUAUAUUCCUGUAUUACGUCUGCCAUCAUCUGGUUAUGCCAUGAAAUCAGUAUCUCUUGUGGUUGUGAGAGUAGGGAGAAGACUUUAUCAUCCGGGAGACGAAGCUUUUCCUACUGAAACCGACACAGAGACUGAUUCAGACUCUGAUGAUGAUCAUGAAGAUGGUCAGAUUGAGUAUGACGAUAAUGAUAUAAUAAAUUGGGAAUUUGAUUCAGAAGAAGAAGUUUUUCGUGAAGCUGUAACUUUGAUUUUGGUGGAUCAUAAGGACAAGAUGCAACGAGAAACCUAA